Dendroctonus ponderosae (mountain pine beetle) is the source of this 4650-nucleotide messenger RNA. RefSeq names its product major royal jelly protein 3 (gene Y-e3). The transcript is spliced from 8 exons. Bases 2537 to 4003 code for a protein of 488 amino acids. The record is from RefSeq and is a predicted model, not a curated record. Gene Ontology annotation, cellular component: extracellular region. NCBI's taxonomy places the organism in Eukaryota, Metazoa, Arthropoda, Insecta, Coleoptera, Curculionidae.
GUUUAGAACAUCUAUUCUUCGGUCCAAGCUAAGGUCGACCGGUCGAAUUCAAAUCGUUAAACUUUAUCUGAACACAUUCGUUGGGAAAAUUAAUUAAAAAAGUUGCGUGCUAAGCCUGACUUGAAGCAAUUUAAAAAGAAUUAUCUGACAAUGAACCUAAAACUACGUUCUAAAUUUAGUACCGAAAGAUAAAAACCGUCAAUAAAUGAACAGCAGAUGAACAAUUAAAGAACAACGCAAUUUGACGAACUGUUAUGUCGAUUUGGAAAUAAACAAAAUCACAAUUAUACGGUUUCAUUGCAUAUUCAUGCAAUAAGAGAAUAGGUGAGAUAAUGCGCUCUUUACAUAACGCUAUAGGAAAAUAUUCAGUUUUUAUGGCAAUUAAUUAAGGUAAGUUAAUUCCAAGAUGGUUUUUUGUGGCCGCAGUUUUCCUAUUUGUCUUGAAAAGAAACUCCGUUGUGUUGUGUAUUCUUCGGAAAUAAUAUUAAGUGCCAAAGAUCUAAAUGCAUGAUGCAGAGAAGUUCGAUUUGCAGAUAAACCGGUUGUUUCAUCUCGGGAGGCAGAAAAAAGUGGUCUUGGAACAUAGCAAAAAAUUCUAUGAAUGUUCCAUCAUCACAGCGGCGAAAAUUGUAUGUUUGCAACACCUUUCUUUCAGUUCCCCGAAAAAUAACUUGCCUGAAACCGAACACUAUUUACACAGUGCCAAGGUAAAUUUGCAAUGUAAAUGUAAAACAAUCUGCUAAAGUAUUGUGCCUUUGGUUCACUAACCCACUGAGCCAAUGUCCCAAUUUUUCCAUGCAUAAACAAUGAAAGGCAAAACGGAACGUAUCAGGUGAGAGUAUCAGUUUCCUCCGGUGUCUUUUACCCAGAAAAUGACACAUAAAAAUCUAGUUUAGUUCUAUAGAAAGUCGACGAAGUGCUUCGAAAAGUAACCUCCAGUUAAGUAUCAGCCAGCAAAGUUGGCAAAUGUGUGGUGUUUUGCCCGUGUGAUCUUCGUGUGGUUGUUGACAGAAUUUUCUUCAAGUGGCCGAACCGAUCUUUGUAGCUUGAUAAUUUUCAAUUGGUUAACUUGGGAUGAGAGUUUUCAGCAAAAAGUGCUGGAAAUUGCGGCUUUCAGAAAAAAUCUUCUGAGUUAAACGUUGAAGGCGGAAUUCAAUUUUCUGGAAACCCUGCUAAAUAACUCCAAGGUUUUUUCUGAAGACGACAACAGGAGGAGCUCCAAUGUCUUUCAAAUGCGCACAAUGUGAAAUCAUAUAAAAAUCCUGUCAGUUUCCCCAAACGAAUUUAAUAAUAAUAAUAAUUAAUAAUCAGGCACACAGGCACGAAAUUGAAACAAGCAAUUAAAAUUGAAAUCAGCAGAUAUCGGAAAAUCCGGAUGUUCAUAGUGCAGACAUCACGUAAUAUUACGUCUGAAGUAGGGUUUCCAACAAUCGUUCUGGUUUUCCGGUGAUUAAAAAAUUUGACUUUAAAAUUCGAUAAGCGUUGGUGUCUUACUGGUUUACCACAAACAUAAUAGUUGCCUCGUCAGGUCAGGGCUAUUAAAGUUUACAAUAUGGUUUGUGAAACGAGCAAUUCAUUCAUGGCGGGUAUUUUCCGACUUUGGUUCAGCGAAAUCGGGCAAGUUCAAGCGCAAAACCCGAAGGAAAAUGAACAGUUUAAUUGUUACUAAAAAACGAAAUUCUCCACCAAAACACACCAACAAAUGCGUCUAAUUAGCGGCUGGGUUGUUAAAGUUUCCGGUAGUCGACGCAAUAACUACUUUUUCUGCACUAGUUGAGCGUAUUUUUUAACGAAAAAAAAAUCAUUGAGUGUAAUUCCCAAAAUUGUAAUCAUUGGGAAAGCGGCUUCUUCAAACGUAACACUAGAAACUAGUCAGGGUUUGAGUAUUCUUGUUGAGGAAAUGAAAAAAUUGUUAAGGACAACAGGGAAAAUUAAUUGCAACAUUAAAGCGCACACAGAGUAGAACAGUGCACCAUAAAGAAAGAAGAAAUAGGGACAUAUUUUAAAUCAGGAGAAAAAUUCUUGACUUAAAAAAGCCCUGGAAGAAUGAGAAAAUCAUGUUAAAAGCUGCUAUGGUAACAGUGACAACCCGGAAGUUGAGGAAGCAAAAAAGAUGAAGAGCUUUGAUGAAGAACCGUGAUUUAUUGAACUAAUGAAGCUCCAUUUUUUGUGUUGAAAACGCAGCGUUUUUCCGCCCGAAAAAGUUGCGUGUGUGCUGCAUAAGAACUAAUAUCUUUUCGCAUAAUCUAAUAUAAUUGGAUCUCAUAAACUGGAAAUUCUCCCCUAAAAACCCUCGUCUGAUUUUUUGACCAUUUAGCGGAUAAUUCAACAACAGUAAUAAUCUAUAUUUGCUCUCACUUUUCACGCUUCACCGUCGUCGCUCAUUCUCAGUCGACUAUUACCAUUGUCUGCACAUUUACCGAAGAAAAAACCGCAUUAGAAUUUAAAUGAUUUCCAAAUGGCAUCAUUUCCCGAGGCUUUUUAAUGUGCGGCAGAAGUUUCCAGUUGAUUUCCCUUCAUUCAUCAGCUGGUGAAAAUGAAAAAGUGUUUCCUUCUCUUGGUGUUGUGCUGUUCAAUUAUUCCCUUUAGAGGAGACAGGCGCGGGUACAAGUUUUACCACAACGAACGAAUCUUGAAUGUUGCCCGGGAAAGUCCAGGGGUUUUGAAUUGGUCAAGGACCCAAUGGAUUUGUAUGGUGUUGGGGAUUUGCUCAAUAAUCCCUCAACCAGCUCAAGCGGAUACUCCCAACUUCAAGACCAUUUACCAGUGGAACCAAUUGGAGUUCGACUAUGAAUCCCUAUAUCAACGACAAAUCGAUAUUGAUUCGGGAGUUUUCACUCCUGGAGUCAUCGCACCCAUUGAUGUUGAUGUCUAUUAUGCUCCAGUCAAGCAAAGAAACCAAGUCUUCGUGACAAUACCAAAAUUCGUUGAGGGAAUACCCGCAACUUUGGGCACCGUAACCAAUAGAACCUACGAAGGAAACCCACUGAUCAAACCAUAUCCGGACUGGCAGUGGCAUAGAAACCCCGAAGGAUGCCACACUGAUAGAAUAGUGUCGGUAUUUCGAGUAAAGAUUGAUGAAUGUGGACGUUUAUGGGUGCUGGACACCGGAAAAGUCGGCGAAAAAGUAAUCUGCCGCCCUCAAAUCCUGUGCUUCGAUUUAAGCACGAAGCAAAUCCUGCACAGACAUCUGCUCCCUAACGAUGUAGUGUCUAAUCACUACCUCCUAGUCACUCCGGAAGUCGAUGUCCGAGAUCCCAACUCUGGAUGCAGGGACACUUUCGUUUACAUUGCCGAUGUUUUAGGAUUUUCGCUCUUGGUCUACGACGUGGCCCACGACAAGUCCUGGAGGAUCCAGGACAAGACCUUCUAUCCAUAUCCCAGCCACGGGACCUACACGAUUGCAGGAGAAAGUUUCGAUUUGAUGGAUGGCCUCUUGGGACUGGCGUUGUCUCCUCAUUAUCCCGGUCAGGACAGGAUUCUGUUUUACCAUGCCAUGUCAAGUCCAACGGAGAACUGGGUUUAUACAUCGCAUUUGCGGAACAGCUCGAUAUUUGAACAUGAUGCGGCUGCAGCGCCCCAGAUAUUUAAUACUUUUGCCAAUCAGAGAAGUACCCAAACAGCAGCUGAAGCCAUCGACAAAGAUGGCGUGAUGUUGUUCGGCCUGAUGAAAGAUACUCAAAUAAUGUGUUGGAACACCAGGACCGAAUACGGACGGAAGAACUUUGACGUGGUGGCAGUUAAUCCGGAAACUUUACAAUUUCCCAGUGGCGUGAAGAUAAUUCGGAACAAAAAAGGCGAACAAGAACUAUGGAUUCUGACGUCCAGGUUCCAGAAAGUCGCCAAUGGCUCUUUAAACCCCAAAGAGCCGAAUUUCCGAAUCCUGGCCGGAAAAGUGGAGGAUAUUUUAUAUGGAACCAAAUGCCGCUCCAAACAAACUCACCAUAAUCAAGUGACUGGAAGUUUUGGAGGCGGAUAUGGGCUGUACAAGCCAAAGAUUUGAGUGUUUAGUGCCAUGUUAUGUAGUCAUUUAGGUCCUUCUUAACCUAGACUAGGGAACAAUGAGUCUUCGGAUUCACAGUAUUUCUGCAUUCAAAACUCGCAAGGUAAAUUGCUCUUCUGCAUGCUAGUCACUAUUAGCCAAAUGCCAAGAGGAAGUCAUUUUUGUGUGUGUUAUGUUCUUCAUUCGAGUUGGAUCUGAACUUUUGAUAUUAUAGGCUUUUUAAGCUAGUACGUAGGUAUACUUUAACUGUUCAGUCAGGACCUGAUUUCAUAUGAAUUUAUUGUACAAAGUAAUUUAUUUUACGCCCAUAGGAGUUUAAGGAGCAGGAGUUUAUUCGUGUAAUUGAGAUGAAUAAAUUUACUAAAGCAUAAAUUUACGGCAACAAUUUGUCUCUUAUCAUCUCGGUGUCGAUGAUUGUCCUAUGAAUUGAAACAAAUUAUUAGUUUGUUUGCAUUAUGUUCUUUAGUCCUACCGAUGAUUAUUAUUCAACUGCUUAUGAAAUAUUGUAACAAAUAAUGCCUUAAAAUGCCCUGGAGUAAAAAUCGACUUUCUCAUCUAGACUAUUAGAAAAUUAUCUGACUUACUCAUAAUUAACGAAGAAAGCUAUAUGAACCAUUACUGAAUAAAUGCAUAAAAUUAAGCGAGAA